UCGAGAGCAGUUAUUUCCAGAUUCCGGGAGAUUUAUCGAUACACUCCAAUCCUUACAAAUAGAAGCGGCAAUGCACAGGCAAUGUUAUUGCUGGAUUGUGAGCGAAGGGAAAAGGUGUAACAGUCGGAGAGUUACACAGAAAAAAAAUUCGACAAACGAUAUUUUAAUCAUACACCAGAAUUCGGGAGUUCAUCUGUUUAUCUGACGUCAUGGAUAUAUUAUUGUUUUAAAUUUGACGUAAUCGGUUUAUUAUCAUUUAUAAAUAAGGCCACUGCACAGUUUUUCACAGAUCAAUUCGACGGGAUUCAUUCUUCAUACAGCAAAGGAUGUCUGCUAAAAACAAGGACAGCGGGAGACAGGUUAAGAAAUACCCACUGGCCACGCUCUUUUUGAAGCAGCUGACUGCAGACAAGUACACCACCGCCCUUGGUUCUUACUGUGCUUGGAACAGACACGUGAAUCUCUCUCCCCCCGACUUUGUCAAAGAGGUCCCCGAAAAUGACAAGCACAUAUACAACUACUACGACGCCCUUCAGUAUACACUGUACGAAACCAAUUACGCGGAGACGGAAGAUAGGACCACUGACCCUAGAACCACUCUCCCCGGAUCCGGAAUCUCCAUCGUCAUCUUGGCGUCGCCGGUCGAGUGCAUGGCCAUUUUACUGGAGGGCGGCCGAAGAUGCCCCGGGGAUAUGCUUCUUGUCAUGUCCAAGUCCUGGAUUACAGUCGUUCCGAGUGACCUUGACCCGUCCAUGAACAAAUUGUUGGUCCACAAGGCCAUAUCUUUCGAAUCGGGUGGGAGGUCAUUCAUUGACGUCUUUGAUCCACCCAGGCGAGUGACGUACUUCGUGAAUUUCUUCACUCGAUCCAUUACUGACGGUCAGACGGGAGACGGCGAAGAUCUGGAGGUCAACCUUGAAUGUCCGAUGUCAAGUUCUCUCAAGCUAGUCAGAAGAACAGACGACAAGUUCUGGACCAGAAUCAUCAUGGCGGAAGCAAACGUCGCCUAUCCAGCUACCCUGGCCUUUGCAUACAAAGUCUCUCUUCAGUAUGAUAUACCGAAUGACGCGAAACUAAAGGUCGUGAAACUAUCGUCUAAGGAAGGAAUAGAAAAUGUGAUGCAAGAGGAGAUACUCUCAUUUUUGAAUCGUCUCGAUGAAAACGCAGAUAGGAUGGUCGUAAAACCCUCUGGAGUAAAAUGGCACGGCAGUGUGGGGGUAACUUUUCACCCUAGAAAUGAACCUAAGCGCAUCAUUGAUGCAGCCAUUCAGCUGUUUAUGGCGUUGGACGCGGGAGACGGGAUUUUGGUAGAGGUCUUCUGCGGCCCAGAUGAAAAUGAUAGCGAAUUAAUGAGGGACUAUUCUUUCCGUCUCCGGGCCAAUGUCUGCCGUGGACCCAACGAUGUACCAAUCACCACGACUCUAAUUUGUGGGGUUGGAAAGAAAAAUGAACCAAUCAAUGGCGACAACACAAAGCCCCAGUCGUAUGAAUCCACCAUGAUAGAGUGGGGCCUGGAAAACGACAUGGAGCGGAUAAAAAAACUUGUAGUAAAGGGAUCCGCUAAUAUCCUAAAAAGCAUUAUCCGCCACGAAAACGCUUUGACGAUUGAAGAGAAAGGGGGUAUUGGUGCCCAAACGGACGUUAUUGGAAUCGAUUACUUCCUGAGGAAGAAGGAAGGCGUGUACGUCCCCUACGGAAUAGAGGUGAACUCUCACGACUGCACCAUCAACUGUCAGCUGUUUGAGUUCAUAAACCCGUCCCUGUCUGGGUACUCUGUGGCCCCACUGAUACAGACAAUGAUUGACAGGUCCCAGGCGUUCCUGAUCGCGGGCAAGAAGAUCCUGUUGCUGAACCUCGGGGUCAGCAGCAAGAGGUUCAUUCUGGACAGUGCAAAGAAACACAGGAUCAAGGUUGUUUUGGUGGACACGUUUCCAGAAGAUUCAAGCCCUAUCCCUGAUCUCGUUGAUCAGUACAUCCAGUACGAUUCCUCAGACCACACGAAAGACGACGAGCACGCUGACAAGAUCAUCGAAAUCCUCGAGCAACAGGACAUCGGGAUCGAUGGGUGCUGCACUUUUUGGGAAGAUUGUGGGCCACUGGCGGCCAUCAUCAACGAGAAACUGGAUCUCUGUGGCGCCGGGGUAAAAGGAGCACUCGCAGCAAAGAAGAAGUCCGAGACUCACCAAGUAUUGUCCCGCCGUACCGGUGACAUCCCGCAUUUCCCCAGGACCUACUUGUACACGGAGAAAAGCAUUCACGUAGAAGACGUGAACGACCUGCCGUCUGCUGUAGAAGAAGUCGGUCUGCCUUGCAUACUGAAGCUAGAGUACGGAUCCAGUGCUGUCGGUGUUAAACUCUGCCACGACCUGGAAGAAUGUACCAAAAUGUUCACUGGUCUCCGGGAACACCUGACCUGUGAAUCGGACCAUCCGGGGAUUGGACUGGGUCAUGGCAACAGCAUGGUGGUGAUGAAGCCCAUCGUAGGCACGGAACAUGACGUCGACCUAGUCCUGUUUGAGAGGCAACUAGUGGCCGCUUACGUAUCGGACAACGGCCCUACUCGGCCAGGCUCCUUUACGGAAACUGCGGCAUGUAUGCCGUCGUGUCUCCGCUCAGAUAAAGUGGGUCAGCUGGUGACAGCGGCUUAUCAAUGCUGCACGGAGAUCGGACUGGAAAGUGGCGUUUUUAACGUGGAGUUGAAGAUGACGCCGACGGGUCCAAAACUGAUCGAAAUCAACGCCAGAAUGGGCGGAUUCUACAAUCGUCACUGGAUCCUAAAAUGCUAUGGAGUCGAUAUGGUAAGGUGUGCUUUUAUGAUUGCCAGUGGAAUAAAGCCCAUACCUCCCAAAAUAGUCCCUUCGUGCCACAUCAUGGGCGUGAUGUGUGUUCCAUCUAUGCACGCCGAAGUUUUCCUGAGUCAAAAGUUUAAGGACGCAGUGGCAGAAUUGAAACGCCAAGAAGAUGUCAUUUACACCCUGAUAGAGGACGACUUUAGCUACGCAACUGCUAAAACGGAGGAGCCGAUCUGCAACAUUGCUGUCUGCGCAAAGAACACGGCCAAAGCGAAGAGCAAGCUCCUGGCUCUGUGCAGCAAUCUGGAAGUUACAACAGAGCAAUAUGACAUUCCACACUAUGUCUCACAAUUCAGGUGAUGCUGGUGACGUAUUAAUGACGUGUUGUAUGUGUUAUGUGGUUUAUUUUUUCUUUUUUUUUCUUCUUCAAUGUUUGCUGCUGUUGUUAUGCAUUAUAACGGACAGGUUGAAACCGACCAAUGAUACACAUGUGCUAAAUUUACAUGUAGAUAUUUUGUAGAUAUUUUGUAUAUUCGGUUUCAAAACCCGGAUUUGUAGUGCUAUCAGUCUUUUUUUUAAACAUGAAAAGUAAAAAAAAAAAUAUAGAAAUUGAUGUUAUUUGUAACAUACUAUUGACAACAAGUAGUGAGACUUUGAAGUCCUCAACUUUAUUGGUGCAGAAAAGAUUGACUUUGCUCUUUUUCGUUAAAAUGUUAAAUUCGUACCCUUGUUUUAACAAAUUUCACUUUGGAAAUCCAGUAAAUGUCUUGGUAUUGCCAAUAAAAAUAUUCAAGUUAGUGUAAA
Messenger RNA from Magallana angulata, 3596 nucleotides. RefSeq names its product carnosine synthase 1-like. Gene Ontology annotation, molecular function: metal ion binding; carnosine synthase activity; ATP binding. The record is from RefSeq and is a predicted model, not a curated record. Lineage: Eukaryota; Metazoa; Mollusca; Bivalvia; Ostreida; Ostreidae. The transcript has 7 exons. The coding region runs from base 327 to 3152 and encodes 941 amino acids. Gene Ontology annotation, biological process: carnosine biosynthetic process.